Molecule: messenger RNA, 1508 nt
Organism: Lutzomyia longipalpis
Lineage: Eukaryota; Metazoa; Arthropoda; Insecta; Diptera; Psychodidae
Exons: 3
Coding region: 6-1301 (431 amino acids)
Source: RefSeq, a predicted model, not a curated record
ACAAAAUGAAUUUUUUCCACCAUCAAUCGUGUGCGGAUUUUUACCAAGUGCUGAUCGACAGAAAUAUCCACCGUUUUACCAAUAUGAUCGUGCCUGAAUGUAUUGAUCGAGAAUUCUUUGUGAAUGUGCUGAAGAGUGGGCUUAAAAAGCAAGAUUUUGAUUUAAUUAAAUAUGACAUUGAAUUGGGAUGUGCUCCCGGCGAUAACUACUGCAGUACCAUCUAUCGCGUAGUGAUCUCCUACCGUGAGGAUCGCGAGAAGAAAGUUCAGUGUAUUGUGAAGUUUAUCUUAAAUGAUGGUGCUGGGAAAGCCAUGAUGGAAAGAACGCAUGUUUAUGAGAAGGAAGUUGGAAUGCUCUCGAAGAAUUUGCCUAAAUUAACAAAAUUAGCUGGUGGAACACAAUUUGGUCCCAUGUUCUACCACACGAUCAACGAUGAAAAUGGAAAGAUCAUUGUAAUGGAAGAUUUAGGGGAGACUGGCUAUAAAAUGGCCAAUCGACAACUUCUUCUGGAUUACGAUCAAUGUGCAUUAGUUCUUAAGAAACUCGGGGAGUUGCACGGAACAUCCCUUGUUCUUGGUGAAGAAGAUCCUUCGUGUGUGGAUAUGUAUGAUCAGGCACUCCUUGAAGGAUCAGUAGAUGAUCCUGGUAUUGUUCAAAUGUGCCUUGGAAGUCAUUUCAAUAUUCUCUGUGAUAUCGUCAAAACAUGGCCUGGAUAUGAAGAGAUCUCCAAGAAAUUAGAUGCAAUGAAUCCCAAAAUUUGGGAACUUCUCUAUGCGAGCACAAAAAGGGAUAAAGAUCAAUUUCGUGUACUUAAUCACGGAGAUUUCUGGAUCAAUAAUUUCCUCUUUAAGAACGACGAAAGCACCGGAAAACCCAUUGAUUGUAUUUUUGUUGACCUCCAAUUCUCAUAUUAUACCUCACCGGCACACGAUCUUCAGUAUUUCUUCAAUACAAGCCCAACCGCAGAGAUUAGAGAAAAUCAGCGGGAGGAACUUCUACGCGUCUAUUAUGGAGCUUUCAAGAAGACACUUGAGAGUCUAAAGUACCCAAAAAUCCCAACUUUUGAUGAUCUUCUUGUGGAAAUGAAAAAACGCGAAAUGUACGGGUUCUUUGCAUUGGUCUACAUUCAACCAGCUGUCCUAAUGGAACGACAAUCUGAACAAGGAAGUGGAAUUGAAGGGCUUGUCAAUGAGGAAGCUGCUAAAGAAAUUAUUAAAAUUAUGUUCUCAGGCAAACGCUUUACCGAAGUAUUGAAAUCAAGCAUAAAGCGUUUUGAUAAAGUGGGAUUGUUUGAUAUUUAAUUUCACAAAAAAGUUAUAAUUUUCUUUUUUUUUGUAUUAAGGGAUGUUAAAUCUUUUAUUUUAUUAAUUUCUUAAACAUUCAAUGAAUAACUGAAGAAGAAGAUUUGAUAAUUUUAUAAUCAGUGACCCCAAAAAUACUCCUGAUAUUGUUUUAUGUAUGUUUUGUGUAUGCUAUUAGCAUGAUAGAAUAAAGUUAAAAAAUAUUAA